AUGUCAGACAAAGAGGAUAACCCUCAAAUCCCUCAGCAAGAGAACAACAACCCCCAGGAAGAGAACAACCAGGGGUCCCCUCAGCCCAAGGAGGAGCAGGACGUUGAGCCAAAGCAAGAGUCUAACUCUGACGACGCUGAGCCUAAACAAGAACCCAAGUCGGACGACGAGUCUAAACAAGACCCCCAGCCUGACUCUAAGCCACAAGAAAAAGAAUUCAAGCCCGAAGCCGAACCCAAGCAAGAGCCUCAGUCAGAAGCUGAGCCCGAACCUCAACCCCAGCCUCAGAAAGAAGAACCUCGGCGGCGCCCACGGAGACCCCGCCCACAGAAGUACCAACAGGACUCGGACACAGAGAACAUCGACCGCGGCGAUAUGGAUAACACCGCUGUUGAGAAGCCUCGUCGUCAGCGCCGCUCACGCCGCCAGCAACAAGACGGCGGUCCCCUCGGCGGCCUCGGCGGUAUAGACCAAGCCGGUGACCUCGUACAAAACACAGCCGGCAAUGCCGUCAACGGCGUGACCAACACCGCUGGCAAAGCUGUGGGAGGCAUCCUAGGCGGCAACAAAGGGGAAGGACAGGACGACAGCGGCGGCAAGGACGAACAGCUGCGGUUGCGGCUGGACCUGAACCUGGAUAUCGAAGUGCAACUCAAGGCUAAGAUCCACGGUGAUCUAACCCUUGGCUUACUGUCAGUUCAGCCCUCCCCUCCUCUUACCAUCUUCCCUGAAAACAUCAAGCUAACCAUACAUAAACAGCAACUAAAACCGAAUGUGAAUGCGCCUAAUAGAAAAAGCAUUUAUCCCACGUCGUCGGCUCUCGUUUAA
This is a messenger RNA of Aspergillus oryzae RIB40, 828 nucleotides long. RefSeq lists its product as uncharacterized. Bases 1 to 828 code for a protein of 275 amino acids. The transcript has a single exon. The record is from RefSeq and is a predicted model, not a curated record. NCBI's taxonomy places the organism in Eukaryota, Fungi, Ascomycota, Eurotiomycetes, Eurotiales, Aspergillaceae.